GAGACGUAAGUGUCAAAAUUUUGCAGGACAGGAAGACACAUGCAAACGCUGUUUACAAUUUCCCUACUCCGACGAUAUCCCUGUGUUUGUUGUUUUGCAGUGUUGUUUUGGUUUGGACCACCUGCUCUUUUUCACAUUCGUACAAUGUCUUCCGAUACCGCGGGUGCCGUGUUACUGUUGUGUUUGUGAUCAUAAAGAGCUUAAGUUUCUGUGUACAACGGGUGUGAUUUGCGUAACGUAAAUCGCUAUGGGCGCAAAAGCGAGUACCGCAAAUGGAGGGCAGAGUCCACGUACGAGGACAUUCUCCACGAGCUCCAGCUCGGAGGUCGUAUCCGGGGGUGCCGGGUUUAGUUUACUGCGCGCAAUACCCGGGAUUCAAGUGUCGAACGACCGUCAGCGAGCCAGGUCGUUGUCUUCUGUGCCAGAUCUUCACGCUUCGCAUGAGGCAAUCGCGAUUCCGCCAAAUUCGCAGAGCUACGAGGCAUCGGCUGCUGCGAGCCCCGACACGGACUCUAGUUCAAAUGAGGAGGCUGGCCCGGUCGCCGGCACUUCCCUGUCGCUCGGCAGGGUUUAUGCGGCUCACUCCUUGCCUUCACAUAUCUGGUCAAUAAAUGGCAUAAAAUGUCCUGUGUGCAGCAAGUUCGUGCUGCCGGACGAUAUAGAGUGCCACCUCGUCAUGUGCCUCACCAGGCCUCGUCUCUCAUACAACGAGGACGUGCUCAGCGACUCGAAGGGGGAAUGCGUGAUCUGCCUGGAGGAGCUGUCAGCGGGAGACACUAUCGCGCGCCUGCCAUGCCUCUGCAUCUACCAUAAAGGAUGUAUAGACCAAUGGUUUGAAGUGAACAGAUCGUGCCCCGAGCACCCCGGCGACUAGUGGCCGCGCGACCACCCCGGCCACCUCGGCCACCCGGGCCACGCCGGCCACGUGGGCCACGUGUGCCACGCCCGGCCAUGCCACGUGCCAUGUCGCGAGUGAUAAUUUUAUACAAUGAACGGACUACGCCCUCGGAGGGUCUUGUAAAUAAACAUAUGCUAGUGAGAUGUUUUACCAUUUAAUUAACUAAAAAAAAAAAUAAAAAUAAAACAAAGACAAUUAUAGUAAAACGCUAUGGGGAAAUUCUCGGUGGAGUAUUAAUAAUACUAUUAAUUGUAAAUUUUACAUCGUUACUGUUUAGUUGAUGCAAGUAUAUAUAUAUAUAUAUAUAUAUAUAUAUAUAUAUAUAUAUAUAUAUAUAUAUAUAUAUAUAUAUAUAUAUAUAUAUAUAUAUAUAUAUAUAUAUAUAAAUAUAAUAGUUUGUUUUUAUUAUUUGAUAUAUGUAUGUAUAAUAUUCGAGACACAUUGUGUAUUGAUGGAAGCCAGGUUCGUUUGCAGUACGGUAUAAUAAAUGCAAGGGUUACGUUUAGUGCGGUCUCUGUGAUCUAGCAGCUGUUACAUAUCUGUUUCGUAAGCUUAUAGUAUAAUAAAUAUAUGAUUUGAUCUUUUUCAUCUUGAUAAUAAACUUGAUUUGUUUCUAAAUUUUC
Messenger RNA from Galleria mellonella (greater wax moth), 1521 nucleotides. RefSeq names its product E3 ubiquitin-protein ligase ZNRF2. NCBI's taxonomy places the organism in Eukaryota, Metazoa, Arthropoda, Insecta, Lepidoptera, Pyralidae. The coding region runs from base 248 to 874 and encodes 208 amino acids. The record is from RefSeq and is a predicted model, not a curated record. The transcript is spliced from 4 exons.